AGCAAAGCAAGCGCGGUUUAGGGUUUUAGCACCAAAAAAAAAUCCCAAAUGGAAAAAACGGAAGAAGAAGAAAGCAAAGAAGUUGUUCUGAGACGGUUAGAGGAGUCAGUGAAUGCACAUCCUGAUGAUCCUUCUCUUCACUUUGAUCUCGGAGUGAGGUUGUGGGAGAAUGGAGAAGAAUCGAACAAUAAGGAAAAGGCGGCGGAGCACUUUGUAAUAUCGGCGAAACUAAACCCUCAAAACGGUGCCGCAUUUAGAUAUUUAGGGCAUUAUUACUCAGGAGUUUCCCUUGAUACCCAACGGGGUCUCAAGUGUUAUCAGAGAGCUGUUUCACUCAAUCCUGAUGACCUCCAAUCCGGGGAAGCAUUGUGUGAUUUGUUGGAUAGAGAUGGGAAGGAGAGUUUGGAGGUGGCAGUGUGCAGAGAAGCUUCGGAAAAGUCACCGAGAGCUUUUUGGGCAUUUCGGAGAUUGGGUUACUUGCAGGCACAUCAAAAGAAAUGGCCUGAAGCUGUACAAAGUCUUCAACAUGCCAUUCGGGGCUAUCCUGCCUGCCCUGAGUUAUGGCAAGCUUUGGGUCUUGCUUACCAGCGUUUGGGCAGGUUCACUGCUGCUCUUAAGUCUUAUGGGCGAGCCAUUGAAUUGGACAAUACAAAUGUAUUUGCUAUGAUUGAAAGUGGAAACAUCUUUUUGAUGCUUGGCUCCUUUAAAGAGGGAGUUGAGCGGUUUAAGCAAGCUCUAGAGAUUUCACCUGAAAGUGUGUCUGCACGGUAUGGGCUUGCUUCUGGGCUACUUGGUUUGGCAAAGGCAUGGAUUAACUUGGGAGCAUUCAGAUGGGGAGCUUCAUUAUUAGAGGAAGCAUCUGAGGUUGCAAAAACAAGUACACAUUUGGCUGAGAAUAUGUCAUGUAUUUGGAAGUUACAUGGUGAUAUUCAGCUUGCAUAUGCAAAGUGUUUUCCAUGGAUGGAGGAAGGCCAGGGUUUAGAAUUUGAUGUGGAAACUUUUAAUGCUUCUAUUCUUUCUUGGAAGAAAACCUGCAUUUUAGCUGCCAUAUCUGCCAAAUGUUCUUAUCAGCGAGCUUUGCACUUGGCCCCAUGGGAAGCUAAUAUCUAUACUGACAUUGCAAUAACUGCAGAUCUUAUAUCCUCCCUAACCAUGAGUGAUGGAAACGACUUCAAUGAUUGGCAGCUAUCAGAGAAGAUGGCUUUGGGGGCUUUGUUACUUGAGGGUGACAAUUAUGAGUUUUGGGUAGCAUUGGGAUGCUUGUCUGACCAUAAUGCAUUGAAACAACAUGCCUUAAUUAGGGGAUUGCAAUUGGACGUAUCUCUAGCUGUUGGUUGGGCAUACCUUGGGAAGCUCUAUCGGGAAGAGGGUGAAAACCAAUUGGCAAGGAAAGCAUUUGAUUGUGCCAGAAGUAUAGAUCCUUCACUUUCAUUACCAUGGGCAGGCAUGUCAGCGGAUUUUAAUGCUAGGGAUCCUUCACCAGAUGAAGCUUUUGAAAGCUGCCUGCGAGCUGUGCAGAUAUCACCUUUUGCAGAAUUCCAAAUUGGUCUUGCAAAGCUUGCUCUGUUUUCAGGGCAUCUCUCAUCUUCACAGGUUUUUGGAGCUAUCCAGCAGGCCGUCCAACAUGCGCCUCAAUAUCCUGAAUCCCAUAAUUUAUAUGGGCUGGUUUGUGAGGCAAGAUUUGAUUAUCAAUCUGCUGCUGCUGCUUAUCGGCUAGCACGCUGUGCAAUCUGCAGUUUUCCAGACAGUGUUCCAAAAUCUCAUACCAGAGAUAUAUCAUUAAAUUUGGCAAGAUCUCUUUGUAAGGCAGGGAAUGCUAUAGAUGCUUUACAGGAAUGUGAAGAUUUGAAGAAAGAAGGUAUGCUUGACGUGGAAGGCCUUCAAGUAUAUGCUUUCUCUUUAUGGAAACUUGAUAAACAUGACUUGGCUCUUUCUGUGUUGAGAAAUCUGGCUGCGAGUGUUUCUGCAAUGGAGCAGACAUCUGUGGCCUCCCCUGUUAGUUUCAUCUGUAGAAUGCUGUAUUUCAUGUCUGGACUAGAUUCAGCAAUUAGUAGUAUACUGAAAAUGCCAAAGGAACUCUUUCAGAAUUCAGGAAUUAGUUUUAUAGUGUCUGCCAUUCAUACUCUUGAUACAUGUGAUCGGCUUGAGCCAGUUGUUUCAAGCAGCCGGCGCGCUCUUAAAUCUCAUGAAGAGAUCACUGAAAUGCACUUUUUGAUAGCACUUGGUAAACUGGUUAAACAUGGAACAGAAUUUUGCCUUGGAUUUCAGUCUGGUGUGGCUCAUCUUAGAAAAGCUCUUCACAUGUACCCUAACAGUAGUUUGAUAAGGAACCUACUUGGCUAUCUUUUGCUAUCUAGCAAGGAAUGGAAUGAUACUCACGUUGCAACUAGGUGCUGCAAUGUAGACAGCACUAACUAUCAAAAUAAAGGAGGUUUGAAAUCAGCAAGCGAAAUCCUUGGUGCUGGAGCAGUUGCUUGUUAUGCCGUUGGCAAUAGCAAUCCCAAGUUUUCUUUCCCAUCAUGUACAUACCAGUGCCUGAAUGGACAUGGAGCUAUCCAGCAGUUGCAGAAAUGCCUGCGUCGAGAACCAUGGAAUCAUAAUAUCCGUUACUUGCUUAUACUCAAUUUACUACAAAAGGCUCGUGAAGAGAGAUUUCCUCAUCAUCUCUGUAUUAUACUCAAGCGGUUAAUGUCUGUGGCCCUUCCUAGUGAAGUUUACUCUAAGACAGACAAUUGUUAUCAAAAGUUUCAGCUUUUACUUUGUGCUUCUGAGAUCAGCUUGCAUAGUGGGAAUAAAACUUGCUGCAUCGACCAUGCCAAAAAUGCUUCAAAGCUUUUGCUUCCUGAUGCUUAUCUCUUCUUUUCACACUUACAAUUAUGUCGUGCCUAUGUUGUAGAAGGUGAUAUUAUAAAUCUUCAGAAAGAGUACAUAAGAUGCUUGGAGCUCAAGACAGAUUAUCAUAUUGGUUGGAUAUGUCUUAAAUUUGUGGAAUCUCAAUAUCAUGUGCAAACUGAUUUGAACAUCUUAGACUUGUGCUUUAAAGAAUGCUCAACAGAGAGGGAUUAUUCAUGGAAUAUGUGGAUGGCUAUAUUUAAUCUGGUGUUUGGUUUGAUUUCUAUAUGGAACCAGGAUUUCCUUUCUGCAGAAGAGUUUCUUGCACAAGCUUGUUCAUUGGCUGGUGCUGAGAGCUGCCUCUUUCUCUGUCAUGGUGCCACCUGUAUGGAGCUUGCCAGGCAGUCACGUGGUUCACAGUUCUUAUCACUUGCUGUAAAGAGUCUCACUGAAGCUCAAAAAACUUCUCUCAUUCCCUUACCUGUUGUCUCGGUGUUGCUGGCUCAGGCCGAGGGAAGCCUCAGUUCUAAAGAGAAGUGGGAGAGAAACCUCCGUCUUGAAUGGUUUGCUUGGCCACCAGAGAUGAGGCCUGCAGAACUCUUUUUUCAAAUGCAUUUGCUUGCAAGACAAUCAAAAUCAGAUCCCAAAUCUCCAUCCAAUGUGGAGUUCUGUCAGAGUCCGGAGAAAUGGGUUCUUCGGGCGAUCCAUACAAACCCUUCCUGUAUUAGAUAUUGGAAGGUUUUGCAGAAGCUUAUGACAUGAUUCGGAGUAGGAUAUGGCAUACCUCCAAAUUCAGCACCCGGUUGUUCAAAAUCUCUUACUUGAUUGACUUAUUUGUAUAUGCAACUGUGCCACAUUUGCUUAGAAAGUAAGCAUGAGCUGCACAAAAGGUUGCAGUAUCGGGCUCACCGAUCUGUCUGGGAAAUAAAUCCCUCUGUUGCUCUCUCAGGCUCUGGUGCUGCUGAAGGGCCUCAUGUUUAAUUGUAUGCCCAUUAUGUCAUGUUGUUACUCCCCACUGUAUGUAAAUUAUGUAAUGUUAUUUUUUACUGUAGCAUGCUUCUGUAGAUUAGGUUUUAGUCAUUGCAGAAACAUUUAUCCAUUUGUAACAUUUACACAGGUGCUUCUAAUAUUAUUGAUCCUUAUUUCGA
This is a messenger RNA of Quercus lobata, 3980 nucleotides long. RefSeq names its product Tetratricopeptide repeat (TPR)-like superfamily protein. Gene Ontology annotation, cellular component: Ski complex. The record is from RefSeq and is a predicted model, not a curated record. Gene Ontology annotation, biological process: nuclear-transcribed mRNA catabolic process. The coding region runs from base 49 to 3594 and encodes 1181 amino acids. Gene Ontology annotation, molecular function: protein binding. The transcript has 22 exons. Lineage: Eukaryota; Viridiplantae; Streptophyta; Magnoliopsida; Fagales; Fagaceae.